Messenger RNA from Colletes gigas, 2239 nucleotides. Its product is annotated as BTB/POZ domain-containing protein 1-like. Gene Ontology annotation, biological process: neurogenesis. The record is from RefSeq and is a predicted model, not a curated record. Gene Ontology annotation, cellular component: cytosol; P-body. Lineage: Eukaryota; Metazoa; Arthropoda; Insecta; Hymenoptera; Colletidae. Gene Ontology annotation, molecular function: protein binding.
AUGAGACGAAGCGGUACACCGAGAGAUAUUACGUUCAAAAUGUCCUCCGAGGCUUCCUUGAUAGAUGUGCCAAAUGCUGUGUCGAGACUGCAUAAUUUACGCUUAAGUCAGGAGGAUGGCGACGAGUCCCAGGAAAAUAUGAAUCUUGUUGAUCAACCGACCUCAUCUAUGGCUAGAAAUGGAGAAUCUUCGUUCUCGAAUGGGGAUGAUAGGCCUCUGACGGAUGCAGCGAAUACAUUGCAUUUGGAAACAAGAUCUCAGAACAAUGUUGCCUUGGAUAAUAUAUCUACGAAUAGUCAAGCAACCGUUUCAUACAAUUGGCAGGGUACAAAGGCGACGAUACGUGAAAGAAUCGUCUUUCUUUUCAAUAAUGAGAUAUUGUCGGAUGUGAGUUUCAUCGUAGGAAGGGGAGCACAAAAGCAACGUAUACCGGCUCAUAAACUAGUCCUAUCUUCUGGAAGUGUUGUUUUCGAUGCAAUGUUCAAUGGAACACUUGCGACAACUUCUUCGGAAAUAGAAGUACCUGAUGUAGAACCUGUAGCUUUUUUGGCAGUGCUUCUCUUUUUGUAUACAGAUAAGAUAGAGAUAGAUCCUGAAAGUGUGAUAAUGACGUUAUAUACAGCAAAGAAAUACGCCGUGUCUGCUUUAGAAAAACACUGCGUGGAUUACUUGAAGAGUAACUUAACCAGUGAUAAUGCUUUCUUACUUCUAACGCAAGCUCGCCUAUUCGACGAACCUCAAUUGGCUGCAAUGUGCUUGGAUACUAUAGACAGAUUUACUACGGAAGCAUUGAAUGCGGAUGGAUUUACAGAUAUCGAUAUCGAUACGUUGAAGAUUGUUUUAGAAAGAGAUACUCUACGCGUUAGAGAAUCUAUAAUAUUCCAAACAGUUCUAAGAUGGUCAGAGGCAGAAUGCAGUAGGCAUCAAUUACCAGUCACUCCAAAAAAUCAACGUUUAGUCUUGGGAAGUGCUUUUUCAUUAAUACGUUUUCCUUUAAUGUCCAAAGAAGAGUUUACUACUGGUCCAGCACAAUCUGGACUGUUGAAUUAUUCGGAGGUCCUCCCAAUGUUCUCAUAUUUUAUAAUAAAUCCAAAGCCAGUCUCUGUGGCUGGGUUUCAAACAACACCCCGCUGUUGUAUGACUGGCAAGGAACAAACCGUAUGCAGAUUUCAGGAUACCAAAAGUAGAUGGGGUUAUAAUGGUACGAGUGAUCGUAUAAGAUUCAGCGUCGACAGACGUAUAUUCCUUAUCGGGUAUGGGGUUUAUGGUAGUAUGCAUGAUCCAGCAAUAUACGAAGUAUUAAUAGAGUUGAUACACACCGCAUCUGGAAAAGUGAUCGCUACAAAUUCAACAAGUUUUAGCUCCGACGGUUCAAAGUACACUUAUCGCUUAAUGUUCACAGAAUUAAUAGAUAUUCUACCAAAAACGAUUUAUACCGCGUCGGCAACAUUUAAGGGUCCUUUUUCUCAUUAUGGAACCAAGGGUAUAAAAACGGUUAUGGCAGACAGUGGUACAGGAAAUGGAAAAGUUAAGUUUGAAUUUAGCGUUGAAGCUGAAAAUUAUAAUGGAACCACCACCGAUAAAGGACAAAUCCCUGAGCUUAUAUUUUACACUUAAUAACUUAUGUACAUAAUAACGACAUUCCCUUUAUCAGCUUCAACAUCGUUUUUCAAAAUUUAUUAUAUUAAAUUUAAUUGUACACAAAGUUUUUAUAUGCCACUUUCUUUGUCAAUUAUAUAUUCUAUCAUUAUUAAGUUCAGUGAUUUACAUUAAAUGAACUAUAAGUAUAUUAACUGCUCUUUCAAGUUCGUGUUUAUAAGGAAAAUGAUGGAUGUUUUUGAGAAUGAAAUUUAUUGACCACAAAAGGGCCUUAUUGGGAGAAGAGACUGAAAUCGUGCCAGUGUUGUAAAACCAAGGAUAAAAUAAAUCACUUGUUUUUCAAUUAAUCGGAUAUAUUAAAUAAAUCUAAAGAGAAGUUGAUUUCUUCAAAUUUAAAUAAAAUUUUGUCUCCUAUUAAACCUCACGAUAAACAAUCAAUCAAGGGCUUAAACAUAAUUUUGAACAAACUUGGAGAAGUUAGCUGUACAUGGAACAAGUUUACAAAUAUUAAUAUUUACGACCCGAAGACAAUUUAUUUUUCUAUGUCCGCAAACAAUUACAUGAGUGGUAAAUUAAUAGACUCUCAUUAUCGUUCUUUAAAAGAUCUAUUCGUUUAACGCAUUUUUUCUGUAAAAUAUAA